ACCCGUGAUCGGCGGCAGCAUGCCAGGGAAACCCAAGCACCUGGGUGUCCCCAACGGGCGCAUGGUUCUGGCUGUCUCAGAUGGAGAGCUGAGCAGCACGGCGGGGCCCCAGGGCCAGGGCGAGGGCCGCGGCAGCUCCCUCAGCAUCCACAGUCUCCCCAGUGGCCCCAGCAGCCCCUUUCCCACCGAGGAGCAGCCUGUGGCCAGCUGGGCCCUGUCCUUCGAGCGGCUGCUGCAGGACCCGCUGGGCCUGGCUUACUUCACUGAGUUCCUGAAGAUGGAGUUCAGCGCGGAGAACGUGACUUUCUGGAAGGCCUGCGAGCGCUUCCAGCAGAUCCCGGCCAGCGACACCCAGCAGCUAGCUCAGGAGGCCCGCAGCAUCUAUCAGGAGUUCCUGUCCAGCCAGGCGCUGAGCCCGGUGAACAUCGACCGGCAGGCCUGGCUCGGCGAGGAGGUUCUGGCCGAGCCCCGGCCAGACAUGUUUCGCGCCCAGCAGCUUCAGAUCUUCAACCUGAUGAAGUUCGACAGCUAUGCGCGCUUCGUCAAGUCCCCGCUGUACCGCGAGUGCCUCCUGGCCGAGGCCGAGGGGCGCCCCCUGCGCGAACCUGGCUCCUCGCGCCUCGGCAGCCCUGACGCCACAAGGAAGAAGCCGAAGCUGAAGCCUGGGAAGUCGCUGCCGCUGGGCGUGGAGGAGUUGGGGCAGCUGCCGCCUGCUGAGGGUCCUGGGGGCCGCCUGCUCCGCAAGUCCUUCCGCAGGGAGCUGGCCGGGGCAGCCACAAACUCCCCCUUGCGCCGAGAGUCUCAGGGCUCUCUCAACUCCUCCGCUAGUCUGGACCUCGGCUUCCUCGCCUUUGUCAGCAGCAAAUCUGAGAGCCACCGGAAGAGUCUUGGGAGCACAGAGAGUGAGAGCGAAAACCGGCCCGGGAAGUACUGCUGCGUGUACCUGCCAGAUGGCACAGCUUCCUUGGCCCUGGUCCGAUCCGGCCUCACCAUCCGCGACAUGCUGGCAGGCAUCUGUGAGAAACGAGGCCUCUCUCUACCUGACAUCAAGGUCUACCUGGUGGGCAAUGAACAGGCCUUGGUCCUAGAUCAGGACUGCACCGUGCUGGCGGAUCAGGAAGUGCGGCUGGAGAACAGGAUCACCUUUGAGCUCGAGCUGGCGGCGCUGGAGCGCGUGGUGCGGAUCUCGGCCAAGCCCACCAAGCGACUGCAGGAGGCGCUGCAGCCUAUCCUGGCCAAGCACGGCCUGACCUCUCAACAGGUGGCUCUGCACCGGGCAGGCGAGAAGCAGCCACUGGAUCUGGAGAAGCUAGUGAGCUCGGUAGCUGCCCAGAGACUGGUUUUGCACACUCUUCCAGGUGGGAAGAUCCCCGAAGCUUGCGACAAAUCCCCCUGCUGCAGCCAGGUGAGCGAGAACUCCUGGGCACCCUCGUCCACCCUCUGCUCCUCACCUUUUGAUUGUGGCUCUCACCUCACGUUCUUGCAGGGCUGCCCUAGAACCCAGGACAAGGUCGCCCAUCCCCCUUCACCACCCCCCAAUUCGCUGGUGGAGGUGCCCAGUAGUGCCACUGGGAAGCGGCAGACCUGUGACAUUGAAGGCCUGGUAGAACUGCUGAACCGGGUGCAGAGCAGUGGGGCCCAUGACCAGAGAGGCCUUCUGCGAAAAGAGGACCUGGUGCUUCCAGAAUUUCUGCAGCUGCCUGCCCAAGGGCCGAGCUCCCAGGAGGUCCCACCACAGACUGAAUCUGCAGCCCCUCCCAGAGGGGGACCCUCAAACGCCAGUGCCCACCUGGCCCUCUGACAGCUGGCUAACAGUCUGGGCCAGCUGCAUGGUGCCUGGCGGGCCAAGCAUGCCAUGGGUCCGCUCUGCAUGCCCUGUCUGUGUCCCUGGCCCUUUUCUGCCAUGGGCAGGCCCGCAGGAAGAGCCGCGAGGAGACUUAUUCACAAGGGGACUCAGAGGGGCCACAUUCCACAGCUGUCACCACCUGGUUCAUCACAUGCUCACCCACCCAUCCCUUGUAGCUAGGCCAUGAGGUGUGGGGGAGAUAGGCCUAGCCACUUGGUGCAGGCGUGCCCAACACGGAGGGGUGGCCCUGGCAGUGCCAGCCUCCCCAGCCUGUGCCAAGCUUCAGCAAGGGGCAGGAGAAGGGGCUGGCCCCUCCUCAGGGAGCUGGUGUGAGUAAGGCCUGGGGGUGAAGGCUGGCGGCUCCUCUCUCCAUCCACAUGGACUCUACUGUACAUAGGGACUUUGCAGUUGGCUUAGGGCAGCUGGGUUUGUCCUGGAUGUUUAUAUUGUUAUAAUAAUAAUUAAUAUUAUUCUGCCA
This is a messenger RNA of Galeopterus variegatus (Sunda flying lemur), 2324 nucleotides long. RefSeq names its product regulator of G-protein signaling 14 (gene RGS14). The coding region runs from base 20 to 1801 and encodes 593 amino acids. Gene Ontology annotation, molecular function: microtubule binding; GTPase activator activity; G-protein alpha-subunit binding. Gene Ontology annotation, biological process: signal transduction; regulation of G protein-coupled receptor signaling pathway. The transcript is spliced from 14 exons. NCBI's taxonomy places the organism in Eukaryota, Metazoa, Chordata, Mammalia, Dermoptera, Cynocephalidae. The record is from RefSeq and is a predicted model, not a curated record.